AUGGCAGACUCAACCCAGCCGCCGCCCAUCAGGUACGCCGUCGCUCUCUUCCCAGGUUUCCAGCUCCUCGACGUCGCCGGCCCGCUCGACAUCCUCGCCGUGCUCGCGCAGCAGGUCCCCGUCACUGUGUACAUCCUCGCCGCGACCCUCGCGCCCGUCACAUCGCGCACCGCGCGCCCCGGCUCCGUCGGGCAGGAGAUUGUUCCCACACACACCUUUGACAAUCCACCCAAUGACAUUGAGGUCCUGCUGAUCCCCGGCGGCGGCGGCACGCGCGACACGGCCGGCACGCAGGCGCUCGUCGACUAUGCGGCGCGGGCAUAUCCGAAGCUCCGAUACUUCCUGACGGUGUGCACCGGCGCGGCGCUGGCGGCCCGCGCGGGGCUCUUAAAUGGGAAAAGAGCAACGACGAAUAAGCUGGCGUUUGAUUGGGUGAUGGGGUUGGGCCCCAAGGUUAACUGGAUACGCCGUGCGCGCUGGGUCAGCGACGGCAAUAUAUGGACGUCAUCGGGUAUCUCGGCCGGCAUCGACAUGACGUUUGGCUUUGUUGCCGCGCAGUACGGCGAGGAGGUGGCCGCGACGGUCGCCCACAGGCAAGAGUACAUCCGCAACACGGAUCCCACCAAUGAUCCCUUUGCGCCCGAAUCGGCAGAGUAG
Akanthomyces muscarius is the source of this 657-nucleotide messenger RNA. RefSeq lists its product as uncharacterized. The transcript has 2 exons. The coding region runs from base 1 to 657 and encodes 218 amino acids. NCBI's taxonomy places the organism in Eukaryota, Fungi, Ascomycota, Sordariomycetes, Hypocreales, Cordycipitaceae. The record is from RefSeq and is a predicted model, not a curated record.